Messenger RNA from Paraphaeosphaeria sporulosa, 1619 nucleotides. Its product is annotated as N-terminal nucleophile aminohydrolase. NCBI's taxonomy places the organism in Eukaryota, Fungi, Ascomycota, Dothideomycetes, Pleosporales, Didymosphaeriaceae. The record is from RefSeq and is a predicted model, not a curated record. The transcript is spliced from 4 exons. Bases 297 to 1427 code for a protein of 376 amino acids.
CUCCGCGUGGGGGCUUUUAAAUCUUGUCUCGGGCGUUGUCUGAUAGCAGCCCUUAGACUGCUGUACACGUUGCUGUCUCCAUCUGGAGGCACGGUUCCCUGCAUAGAAAGUUCGCUCGCGGAUGGACUGGCUCGCCAUAUGUCUCUCGAAUGGCGCGAUCUCACCGCCUUGACUCACCGCAUGGCCAUUCGCGACAACAUUCCUACAGCAACCGUGAACAAAACUCCUAGACGCGGCAUUAGUCACCCAUUCUUGGAUCCACGCUCUUUUGAGCUUCGCAUCGCUAGAGUGACAUUAUGUGUAGAUUCAUGGUAUACAAGGGCAAGGAUGAGAUUCUCCUCUCGGAGCUCAUUCUCAACCCAACUCAUUCAAUUCUCACACAGUCCUUUGACUCGCGCCUGCGCCUUGAUACGCGCCGCCCGCAUAACGGCGAUGGCUUCGGCAUUGGCUACUACACCUCACCCUCCCUAGGCCCCGAGCCCUGCGUGUUCACCUCCACGAUUCCAGCAUGGAACUGCAUCAACCUCUCGCGUAUCGCGUCCAAGACUACAUCCAGCCUGAUCUUUGCACACGUCCGCGCCACCACCGAGGGCAACCUGAGCGAUCAGAACUGCCACCCGUUCUCAUACAAGCGGCUGAUGUUCAUGCACAAUGGGGGCAUCGGUUCAUUCAAGCGCAUCAAGAUGAAGCUUGCCAUGUCGCUCAACGAGCGUUGGUUCACAUUGGUGCAGGGCUCGACAGACUCGGAGUGGGCCUUUGCGCUGUUCCUGGAUUGUCUUGACAAGGCCGGCCAUGACCCGGAUACAGAUGCUGGAUUCGGGCACUCAGUGCUGAGAAAGGGUAUUUUAAGGACUAUCGAGCGGAUUAAUGCGCUGAUCAAAGAGGUAGUGGACCGGGACCUCGUGGGUGAAGAGGAUAGCAGGAGUCUCUUAAACUUCGCGGUCACAGACGGAGAAAGCGUAGUAUGUUCGCGCUAUGUGAGUUCGCGGACGGAUGAGGCAGCAAGCCUAUUCUGGAGCAGUGGUACAAGCUGGAAGGAGUCGAGCGCAUCGACUAAACCGUCUGCUGAGCCAGGGCAGAAGGACUAUGUUAUGGAGCGUCGGGACAAGGGCUCCGACAUUGUGCUCGUUGCGAGUGAGCCUUUGACAUUUGAAAGAGACAACUGGGUCACUGUCCCGACCAAUUCCACCGUAACCAUUCACAAGCAGACCGUCAUGAUACAUCCCAUUAUCGACGACUUUUACUCUCCAAAUCCCGCACAUACUCGGUCUGCUGGGUUCGCCCAAGCUAAAGGACAGACUAUUACGGGCCCUGAUAAAGUUGUUUUACAGGAGCGCGUGAACGGCGAGGGGAGUGGCAAUGGGAGUCCGGAUCCCAGGAGCAAGGAGGUGAUCAGAGAGGCUAUAAGUAGGCUAUCGGUGGGUUAGAGGUGUUGGAGAAAGACGUACUUUCGCAGAGCCCCGCAAUGACAUCAGCGCUCUCACUACGACAGGUCUUUUAUAUUUGAAAUGCGGUUGAGGGAAAGCUGUAUGAACAGAGCCCGCCAUUGCUUUCGCAUCAAGUAUGGGACUGUCAUUAGCCGUGUAUUUGAGACUGCCCAUAGUCAAGACCAAGGCAAG